Messenger RNA from Aspergillus pseudotamarii, 648 nucleotides. RefSeq lists its product as uncharacterized. Lineage: Eukaryota; Fungi; Ascomycota; Eurotiomycetes; Eurotiales; Aspergillaceae. The coding region runs from base 1 to 648 and encodes 215 amino acids. The transcript has a single exon. The record is from RefSeq and is a predicted model, not a curated record.
AUGGCCGAGUCACCGAAACCGAGCCAAAUCGAAGAUACAAAACCAGAUUCUACUAUCCAGCAGCCGCCUACCAGGCGUAAACCACCCAAGCUACGAAAGAAACAGGCUGCGGCCGAAGAAACAAACAAACAACAAUCCGGUAAUCCAGAUACAGCAGAGAGCCCAUCGUCGGAUAAACCACAGACCUCUCCGCCCAACGAAGCCCGUGAGCCAGAGAGCAUGGAUGCCAACCAGGGGGAUACUGAAAGUGUCGAUGCUCAAUCCUCGGGACCGGAGAUGCAGCCCGAGCCACAGGCAGCACCAGCUCCCAGACCAGAGACAAUGGAGGCAGAUCAGCCAGCUCAGAAUCUCCCACGACGUAGACGACGUCGGCGGGGACAGCAAGAGAUGGUUCCCCUGGGUAAUGUCGGGGACGUCGGGAACACAGUAAACGAGGCUGGGGAGCUUGUACAAGCCGCGGGGUCCAAAGCUGUCAACACGGUCACCGAUACCGCUGGAAAGGUGGUCGGUGGUGCUCUUUCUGGAGGGCAGUCGGAGGAUAAGAAAGGCAAGGACGAGCAGCUACGGCUACGGCUGGACUUAAACCUGGAUAUUGAAGUCCAACUUAAGGCAAAGAUCCAUGGCGAUCUGACUCUCCAGCUACUGUAA